Messenger RNA from Theobroma cacao (cacao), 999 nucleotides. RefSeq names its product Ribosomal protein L35 (gene PRPL35). Lineage: Eukaryota; Viridiplantae; Streptophyta; Magnoliopsida; Malvales; Malvaceae. Gene Ontology annotation, cellular component: large ribosomal subunit; ribosome. Gene Ontology annotation, biological process: translation. Gene Ontology annotation, molecular function: structural constituent of ribosome. The record is from RefSeq and is a predicted model, not a curated record.
AACGAAUUACAGCCACAAACGCCCAUGUUCCGCUGGUCCAUGACAUUCCAUGAGGACGCAAUGUCAAGGCUGCACAUUUCCGUUCUAUCCAAAUCCACUGCCUCCCACGUAAAUGCAAUGACCAGUCCCUUCCCACAAACAUAACCUUAGCUUCAACGAAAGAACACACUCAUCAAUCAUCAAUGGCUUCUUCUCUGAAUUUAACGACCAUGUCUUUUAAUUUACCCUUUUGCCAUUCUUACCACUCCUCCUCCACUCGACUCUCGCGCGACUCACUCCAACUCCCCCAAUUCAACAAGUUGGGCAAGGCCUUGAAACUGAGUUCCACUCAGAACAUUUCUGGGUUCCCUUCAUUUGUUUCCUAUAAGCUUUGCACUAUCACCCCUGCCCCUCAAAGACUCCAAUCUCUCACUGUCUUUGCUGCUAAAGGCUACAAAAUGAAAACCCAUAAGGCUUCUGCAAAGCGAUUCCGUGUAACAGGAAGAGGGAAAAUAGUUAGGAGGAGAGCUGGGAAGCAGCAUUUGUUGGCUAAGAAGAACACCAAACGUAAAUUGCGCCUUUCCAAGAUGCAUGCAGUUAGCCGGAAUGACUAUGACAAUGUGAUUGGUGCGUUGCCUUAUCUCAAAGUAAAUAGAAAUGCUAAGUAAAGAGAGUGUCUUCAAGUGUCAUGUGAGGAGUUAAUUAUUUUGUUACCUUGUAAUUUCUCACAAUUAUGUCAGAGAAAAGUUUGUUGAUUGUUUUAAUUUCUAAUUUGAAUUUUAUUUUUUUCCACUCAUGUUGAUGCUCAGAACCCAGUUUACGACAUCACACAAAUAAAUAUUACAUGCAUCAAAUGCCGAUUCCUUGGAUGGUGGAUGCUUUGGGGUUUAAAAAAAAGGCUUAGGCCAUCCAUAAGGAUCCUCAAUCAUUUCUGUUCUAAACAAAAGGGAUAGAAUGGUUCAUGACAUCUCUUGUAUUUGCUUUGUUAUGUUACUGUUGUGUGAAGUCUACCUUUUCAUU